GUUGUCUCCGGCGUCGCGUGUGUAGAGGGCGGGAGGGAGGAUGGUCAGCACUGUGUCGCUGCAUGACGAUGCUGCAGCAGUUGCAGUUGCUGCAACAAUCUCAGGGCAAUGGCUCGACACACCCUCGCGUCGAGGUUGUGGAACACCUCUCGCAAAUUUCGCAAACUAGCACUGACUUCUAACAAGCUCUCUUCCUCUGUAGAUGACACCUCUUCUUCGGCGUUGGGAGCUUCCACUUCCACGUCGUUUGAACCUCAAGCACCGCCAUUCUUAUGUGAACUCUCAUAUGGGCACAUCAUUGUGCCGGUAGGUUCGACUAGGAGGAUAUGGUCAGAUGGUUCCAGAAGUUGGAAUGGAUUUCGCAACAGAUUUGACGAGGGUGGAUCGAAGGCGGUGGCACAGAACAGGGGAGGAGUCCUUCGACAUGCUUCGACCGCAGCAACUGAGGAUGCGAAGCCAGCGGAGGAGAUAGCUGAUGGAAUCACUUUGACGGAAAAUUGUGCCCGGAGGAUACAUGAAAUUAAGCUUGAAGAUGGACCAGAAGGGGAGAACAAAAUGCUGCGCUUGAGUGUAGAAGGGGGUGGAUGCUCUGGGUUCCUCUACAAUUUUGCUCUUGAUGAUAUGAUGAACAAAGAUGAUAGAGUGUUUGAAAGAGACGGAGCCAAGCUUGUAGUGGACGAUAUUUCAUAUGGCUUCAUUAAAGGCGCCACUGUUGACUUUACCGAAGAAUUAAUCCGAGCUUCUUUUGCUGUAACGAUCAAUCCAAAUGCAGCCUCUGCAUGUGGAUGUGGGGCUUCAUUCAAUGCAAAGUGAAAAUUAGGUCAUCUUGUAACGAAGAUUCCUUUAAUGGUGUAUUUUAUAUUUUGUUUGUGGGACUGUCGACGAGUCGCUGAAUUGAGUGCCUCCAAAUUCACCGAAUCGCUUAGCCUGAAAAUAAGAAAAAAAGCACGCACUGUUACCUCAAUUUAAUUCUAGUCUCAACCUACUCUUCUAUUUCCAGGCAACAUUCACGGCAUGAAGUAUGGUGUAGUAUUAGCUUUGUGGGUAGUACAGUUUUGAAGUGCAGUAAGACACGAAUCACGGAUGUGUGUAAUGAUUUAGCUAACUAUUCAAGGUACAGGCUACCAAGAGCUAUCAAACUCUUCAAUUAA
Messenger RNA from Physcomitrium patens, 1151 nucleotides. RefSeq names its product iron-sulfur assembly protein IscA-like 2, mitochondrial. The record is from RefSeq and is a predicted model, not a curated record. Gene Ontology annotation, cellular component: mitochondrion. NCBI's taxonomy places the organism in Eukaryota, Viridiplantae, Streptophyta, Bryopsida, Funariales, Funariaceae. Gene Ontology annotation, molecular function: 4 iron, 4 sulfur cluster binding; iron ion binding; 2 iron, 2 sulfur cluster binding. Gene Ontology annotation, biological process: iron-sulfur cluster assembly.